AUGAAUUCCAUCAUCAAAUCUCGAAACAAUGGAAAAGUCUCCAUCACAGUCGUCCUCUCAUACGUGUCCGAUUGGAUAAUCUUGAUUAUUGCUGGAGCUUUAGGAGCUGUAUUCUCCUAUCAAACACCCAACAAACGUCCUUUCUCAGUUGUCGAUCCAGAUAUCAGUUAUCCACAUCAAAACCACGAGAAAAUCUCGACAGGUUUACUGGCCGUGUUGGCCCUCGUCGUCCCCGCACUCAUCAUUCUUCUCGUUACAUUUACUCUCGUACCUGGACCAACUGUUCCAAAAUCGAUACCAAAAGCUCUGAUAUGGAAACGGAAAUUAUGGGAACUUCACGCAUCUUGGCUCGGGCUUGGAUUAUCUCUUGCCUUGGCAUUCGUCAUCACCAAUGGGAUGAAGAAUCUUUUCGGGCGACCACGACCAGAUUUGAUAUCGAGAUGUGAUCCUGACAUGGCCAAUAUCGCCAAGUAUGCUGUUGGAGGUGGUACCAGACCUGAAGGAAUUGUUCUAGUUGAAGCAGGGAUCUGUCGGCAAACAGAUAGCUCUAUCCUUAAUGAUGGGUUCAGAUCGUACCCCUCUGGUCAUUCAUCAUUUUCUGCCGCGGGACUCGUCUACCUUAGUCUUUUCCUUGCAUCCAAACUUGCCUUGACUGUCCCAUUUCUGGCACCUCGAUCUUACACCGCCGAUUCCUCGCCAUAUCACUCCGCAUUUCCCUCCCGCAAUCCUCCACGCCAUCAACGAAAUGAGUCCGACCUCUCUGGCAAAAAUCUGGAUAGUUCAGCAGCUCUCACGUCCGGCCACAACGACAACUUGAUCGCCUCACGUAACCAAGCUGCAGCGCCACCCCUCUACCUUCUGCUCAUCGCUAUCAUCCCUACCUUAUUAUCCAUCUAUGUCUGCUCUACUCGCUUCUCCGAUUUCCGACACCAUGGCUUCGAUAUCUUAUUCGGUUUCUUCAUCGGUACCACCGUCGCCAUCUUCUCAUUCCGCUUCUAUCAUCUCCCUCUCUCCCAAGGCGCAGGCUGGUCGUGGGGUCCUCGAAGCUCAGAUCGUGCGUUCUGGGCUGGUGUGGGCGUGGGUAGUUAUGUGAAAAGUCCGAAUAGUCCAAUAGGGGGACUGCAUCAUCAUGACCAUAAUACAAACUAUGAAAGUCAUGGUGCAAGGAUGGGCGAUUUGGAGGAAGGACGACUGGACAGUGCACAUGGUCACGAUAGAAAUGUGAGCAAUUUUGAAGUAGGGAAUAAUCCGAAUUCGAUGACGAUGUAA
Sclerotinia borealis F-4128 is the source of this 1269-nucleotide messenger RNA. Lineage: Eukaryota; Fungi; Ascomycota; Leotiomycetes; Helotiales; Sclerotiniaceae. The record is from the annotation of a GenBank genome assembly.